This is a messenger RNA of Camponotus floridanus (Florida carpenter ant), 1812 nucleotides long. RefSeq names its product leucine-rich repeat-containing protein 28. Gene Ontology annotation, molecular function: protein binding. The transcript is spliced from 6 exons. Lineage: Eukaryota; Metazoa; Arthropoda; Insecta; Hymenoptera; Formicidae. Bases 421 to 1653 code for a protein of 410 amino acids. The record is from RefSeq and is a predicted model, not a curated record.
AUACUCGUAACUACAAUUUGGUUUGCUCUAUUUUUAACAUCGGAUAUGAAUCAAGAUACUAACAUAUCGUUACUCCCGACUAACAUUAAUCCAGUCGUUAGUUUAUCAUGGAUGAACAAAACGUCAAAAUAUUAAUUUUUCCCCUAUCGAUGUUUCGGUUCCGGUCAAGAUCAGGGACCGUAUCGAUUGCACGGACUAACAACAUGAAACAUUCUCGUGAAAUUUUUACACGACCCGACUACCAUCACGAGAGCUUAUUAAUACAGAUGCAGCGAGCAGACAAAGUUAUUUUGGGCGUGUGCCUGUUAACCCUAAAAAGAGACCCUACGCAGACAUAGAUGAUUUUAAUAUUGCCCAUCACCCAUAGCCCCAACAUUCUGGGAUUAUAAUAUAUUAAUAAUAUACUAAUAUCAUUUAAACAUGGAUCCAGAUUCCACAGAGAUGGCAAACGAAGUCAAGAACAAAGUCAUACUACACUGGAACUGUCGAGGUCUUGUGGAGUUUCCAGAAGUAAUAAGAUCGCAUGGAAGUCAUAUUCAAGAGAUAUAUCUUAAGUGGAACAAACUUACCACCCUACCAUCCUGGAUCAUAGAACUGUUUAAUGUAACAAACUUAUAUAUGUAUGGCAAUUUGAUUGAACAAUUGCCUAUGGAACUUGGUCAAAUGAAUCAGUUGACUGUAUUGGAUCUAAGCGCCAACAAAUUGGAGCAAAUACCUUCCUGUAUUGGUAAUUUAAGCAAUCUAAAGUCCUUAUUCGUAAAUGACAACUUUGUAGAAAGAUUACCAGUUGAAUUGAGCAAACUGAGAAAUUUGGAAAUACUAUCUGUCUCCGGCAAUCAGAUUGUUGCGCUACCAGAAUGGGUUGGUUCCCUGCCAAGACUUAAAGAAUUGUAUAUAGAUAACAAUCAGCUAAGAGAAUUGCCUAACAGAUUGACAUUAGCUCCUGAACUUGCCAUGAUCUCUGUGUGUUCAAACAGGCUGAGAUAUUUACCAUUGAAUGGAUUUUUAUCAGCUCCUUGUAUUCGAUUUGAUGCAAAUGAAUACUUAAAUUAUGUGUCAUAUCCACUUCUACUUCAAUUACUUUCACAACUUCGGACGACGAUUGUACACGACAGAAACAAUUUAGCAUUUGGGUGUUUUAAAACGCAUUAUGACACUACUGUGUUAAAUACAAAUAUGAAAUUGUAUAUAGAGAUGAGGGGUUUGUAUGAAAUGGACGCCGAUGUUAUAAUCGAAUUACCACGACAGCUUUUAAAAAUUCACAAAGUUCAUGAAAAUACAACUUGUUCUCUGUGGGAAUUAGCGCUGCGAAGAAUUUAUGUCGAGCGAUAUAAACAUACACUCGAUGUGUUCACUUCUCCUCCGAACGUGACGAUAAUCUACGAAUCACUUCCUAAAAAUAUUAAAUUAGACUUUACAUUAUUUUCUACAAAUUAUACUUUAUACAAUUUAUUAGUGAAUGGACCUGCCAGUAUCUGUAUAAAUGCACAGUGUCAGCAACCUAUAUUUACAGAAGCAUGGAUCAUUAUCGGUAUCAGCCGUUACGCAGAAUCCAUGAUAAUGAUAGCUUUAUGUUGUAGCAAAAGUUGCGCUACUGCAUUUGCUACACACUCGAAUACGACUAUCAAGCUUCAUUGGCACUCAAUCAAUUGAUGAAUUUUCUUCAUUCAAAUAUUGAUACUUGAUGCAUUUUAAUCAAAUUAAUGCAUUUCUGUAUAUAAAAAAAUUAGGAAAAUAAAAAAUAUUCUUGUUUGUUGAAAUUUUGCAACAAUACUCUGUAAAUUAAAUCUCUAGUUUGCUAUGUAAUUAUAU